Stereum hirsutum FP-91666 SS1 is the source of this 1788-nucleotide messenger RNA. RefSeq lists its product as uncharacterized. The transcript has 3 exons. The coding region runs from base 68 to 1519 and encodes 483 amino acids. The record is from RefSeq and is a predicted model, not a curated record. Lineage: Eukaryota; Fungi; Basidiomycota; Agaricomycetes; Russulales; Stereaceae.
AGAAUAAGCUGCUAACUCGAAUACUCGUGAGGCAUCCGCGUAGCGCUAUCCUUCGUCCAGAGAGACCAUGAUAAGCGACGACGGAGAUGUCAAAGAGCCCAUAACAAUCGUCGACCAGCACCAUUCUCCCCGCCUCACUCUACAAGAUCUUCCACCCGAGAUACUAUCCGAAAUAUUCCUCUUCUGGCUUCAUCCAUCAAACCACCCCUCGGUGUGGCGAUGGAACCCUCUACUUUUAUGCCGUGUUUGUGGCUCUUGGCGUGCAAUCGCCUUCGCAACGCCUGGUCUAUGGGUUGAUCCUCGCCUUACUCUUCAUACGGACCAAGUGACUGACGCUCACUGCGAGGUCCUGUCCGAAUUUCUCGCUCGAUCAAAUGCACAUCCAUUUUCAUUAUAUCUUGGGACGUUCAACGAAACCACCGAAACCCGUGACGCCUACCAACUGCUUGAAACGAUCUUGCCUUUCGCCAGUCGUAUUGUGCGUCUCGCCUUGGAUCUUCCGCAAUCCGCCCACCGCGUCCUUCAGUCGACCUACCGCCCAGCGGCCACUUUCCCUCUCCUCGAGUUCGUCGACAUAGUGGCGCGUAACGCCGACUAUAAUGAUGACAUGGCUUUCACUCACGAAGCCAUACCCAUCUUAGACACCGCGCCACUCCUUCGAAAAAUCGUCCUGUCGGACGGCUCGGAGGAUAGGGAUGGCUUGGUAGAUAGGUGUGACGGAUCUUUUCUCCAUCACUUCUCCCUCCCAUGGUCUCAGAUCACGACGCUUAAUUCAGAAAAUGUCUUCGGAUCUCCCGAUCAAGCUCGUCUCAUAUUAUGCCAAUGCAUCUCCCUCGAGUGGUGUACAUUGGGCGGGAUACCCACCUGGCAAGGAAAUGAUGCCAUCGCCAACCUUCCAUUUUCCACACUUUCUCACCUCGACAGGAUGGAAAUCACAUUCGAGGAUGAUCAUUACCAAAGCUUCACCGCGUUCUUCUUUCAGCCCCUCCAACUACCAGCACUCACGACGCUCCACCUCACCGCACCUUCUGGGCAUGACCAGACGGAAACGGGGCUGUACAUGCCAUUUCUUUUCAACAAAAUUGGGACCACGUUGACGCAGCUUCGGAUCGUGAAUCUACGCCUCAGCCCAAUCGAAGUCAUACCCAUCCUCAGCACUUUACCAGUCUUGGAAUAUCUAGAGUUCGGGUUUUGUCAUGUGGCGACGGACGAUCUAUUCUUCGAUGCGCUCGAUUACGAAGGAUCCACCUCGCCGAUCCCACUCGUUCCCAGCCUCCAAUUCCUGGAGAUCAGAGAGCACAGUAGACACGGAUUAAAUAUCACACCGGCUGCGGUCGUGCGCAUGAUCGUUGGGCGGUGGUGGUCGGAUCCGGUGCUCGAAAUGUUGCAGCCAGAGGUAGCGCGAUGGACGAGCGUUCGCAUCAGCUGGGACGACGAGGAACCGAUGGUGUUCAGUGCGGAGGAUCAGCGGAUGUUGGAUAGGUGUCGAGAGGAGGGGCUGCGCUUGUCGAUAUCGUGAUCCACUGGCUCUUGCCGUAUAAUUGAUCCUAUACGAUCUUCGACAUUCCAUUUCCCCAUACUAAACCUGACUCGAGUCUCACCGACCUACAUCCAAGAUUCGUAAAGCUCGGUAACGCGGACAUACUGGUCUCAGUUUCAAUCAGUUAUUUCAGUACUCUCUGGCAGAAACACCUUUCAAUACAACAGUUGUGUAUCUAUCAAGAACGCUAUAGUCACCUCGUGCGGCUAGCUAUCAUCACAAUCUCUCCUGCUGCAAACGAGCUAUCU